Molecule: messenger RNA, 962 nt
Organism: Chaetomium fimeti
Lineage: Eukaryota; Fungi; Ascomycota; Sordariomycetes; Sordariales; Chaetomiaceae
Exons: 2
Coding region: 101-784 (227 amino acids)
Source: RefSeq, a predicted model, not a curated record
CUGUCACUUGCUGGACGCGUGCGCCGUGAAUCGACAGAGAUGCCGACCGGUAGGUCUGGGGGUUACGAACGGCCGUCACACGUCAUCGAGACAUUGAAGGAUGGCCGUGAUAACGGUUGCCCCGAGCUUCGCUUCGGCGAAGAGGGUUCUUUGGGCGGAUGGAGGGGCAGAGCGGGCUUUGAGAUGGAGUAUGCAAUUCGAUUCGUACUUACCCAUGGCUGGGAGGGAGUCGACUUAUUUUUUUCUUUGGCAACUUAGCCGCUUGAUGGAGGGAAAAUUUCGGCGACGCGACGAUUGGGUGUUGAGGGCCGGCGUCUGUCUAACUGCAGGUGCUCCCGGUUGGGAUGUCGCCUGGUUUGGUAUGGUGGGGGGUGUCGCAGCAGCUGAGGACCACGGUCUCUACACGGCCUCGCGGAACGGACCAAGGAGUAGGUUGGGAAUGGUCUUCAAGGGACGGGAGCUAGGAUCUGGGUCAGCCUCCGGCCAAGUUGGGCAGGCGUGCGUUUGUCCGAGUCGAACCAGGAAGAGUGAAGACGCGCCGCACGACCGAGAACGGGCGGUGGAACCUACGUACGUGCUCAGGCAACGCGGUCAGAGUUGGUCGACUCAAAGGUACAGUGCUAGCGAGAGGCAUUCGGGAACCCAAGUCAAGGCAACUGGCAAGGGUGAGCAAGGCGGACAAACAGGGAGAACGCGUGUCGAACGGCGGCCCAGCAAGCGGCACCGGGAUGCGAGGUUUCUCUGUGGGGUCACUUGGCAGAGGAGGCGUGGAGGCCACGAAUGACACCGCGGGAUUGAGGAUGAGGUUGGUUUGUGUGUGGUGCGGCGGGCAGCACAAAGAAAGUGGGCUGCAGCAGGCUGAUGGCGGACCUUUUCACGGCGUGGAGAGUUGGCCAGAACAGACGGAAGGAAUCGUGGGGAGCAUGGGCCACAUCAGAGUCAGCAAGAAAACGGAGACCAGA